AACAUUCGCAAGAAGCGUUCAGUCCCGGAUUGACUGUCGUUUGAAUCAGAGAUUUAACAAACCGGUACACAAUAUUCGCUCUGUGUCGUGAUUUUGCCUUUGCGUACGCCGUUUUUUUUUCUCUUCUUCUUUGCGCCACACAUAAUUCGGAGGAGAGAAAAAUUCAUUCGAGAUUUUCUUUGAACAUAAGACGAAAUUCAAAGAUUAUCAAAAAGUGAAUUAGAUGAAAGUGAUUUGAGAUCAGGUAGUGAAAAACAUUUCUGGACGGAUAAGGUUUUGGUUUUUAGUUACGAGAAAGAUAUAAAAAACAGUGUAGUGAAAACGGAGAUAUAAUCCAACAGAUUGCAAAGAAAAAACAGUCAACUAUUUGAAGAGAAAAAAAAAUCUUGUGCACAGAACGGAAUGAAAAUAUCAUUCAGUUGAAAGAUCGAAAUUGCAUUCGCUUAAAAGAGCCUUUCGGAACGAAGUACAAACCCAAAUACGAGGUGCCAGCAAAAUUCCAUCCUACGAAAUAAUUGCGGCGAAACAAAAGUGUAGCAAACAAUUUGAAAACCCAAAAACGUAUCAAAAUACAAUUAAAGUGCAACUUUGCCUCGGCGCACGUGAAUUUAAUCCACUGUAAUACCGCGCCGCUCUCUCUCUCUCUCUCACACGGAAAUAUCAGUUAAAUCACGAAGAUUGCAAAACCGGGGAAAAUAGUACAAAAGCUCCGGAAACAUUUUAAAAUCAAAUACUCUACUGUCGAGAAAAGAGAAACAGCGCAGAAAAAAACAAAAUCCCGUGGAAUAGUUGUGGCAAAAAUUGUUCGGUUCAGCUCGUCCAUUUUCAUUGAGCUAUGCAUUUGGAUGCAAUAAAUUCAUUGGUGUGAGAAAAAGUGGUGAGAGUGAGUGAGUGUGUGUGAUGUAUGUGAGUUAUAGAUUUGCUGCAGUGGAUAAGUUUCACUUGGUGUUUGAGUAAUCCGGUGCGUUUUGCUUAUUUCAUUUUGUGGUUAUUUGGAAGUCUGAUGGUUAUGUAGCCAGUCGCCGUUAUCUCACCGAACACGUUGAUGUAUUUUUAAUUCGUUCGGUUUACCUCGAAAAUUAAACGAUUUCAACAACUGUGGAACGAAACCGAGAGAGCGAGACCGCUGUGUGCAAUUCGUAUCGUAUGAAUUGGGUAUGAGCAUUGAAGGUGUUUUCGAUGUACAGUGGGAAGUUUACGUGACUGGCGACGAACAACAAAUACGUCGUCACUGACAGCACCCAAACUUAAACGGCAAGCGUGGCGCACCAAACAGAAGGUUUUAUCAUAGGCUCGUUGAGCCUGUGCAAUGCAUGCCAACGUAACUUCAGAUCGUGGAGGUGGUAGCGGUGGAGGAUCAUGGCGUCUGCCCCCAGACGAAACACUUCAAGUAUCAGAUCCAAAAGAAAAACUAGACGAACUCGAUUAUGGCGAAACACACAACUGGAAGAGUAUAAUAUUUUCAUUAUUAGUCAUCGGCUUUGUGAUAGCUGGCAUCGUGACUGCAAUAUACCUUUUAGGAUAUGUAGACGAGCUGCUGUACUGGUCCGGUCGUCGAAUGUUUUUAGAUGAAUAUUUGCAAGGCGAAUUGUCACCGAAUCGUUUGCCACCAACAUGGGUGUCACGUACCAAAUUCGUAUUUCAAUCGGACGAUGGCGGUCUGGCCGUUUACGAAACGACAAAUAACUCCGUUAAAUCACUUGUUACAAACCACACGCUGCGCCAGCUUAACAUUAAGGGAUAUCAGUGUUCAACAAAUCUGGAAUUUGUUCUGUUUAAACACAACGUAAAGAGCGUUUUCCGGAAAUCGUUUACCGCAUUUUAUACGGUUUAUGAUGUCACAAAAGACCAUCAUAUGCCCGUGCGGUUAAAAGCAUCGCUGAAAGUACAACGGACCCGAUUACAAUAUGCAGCGUGGCUGGGAAAUACAACGUCACUAGUUAUCGUCGUCGAUAAUGACAUAUAUUUAAAGCAGUCGCCGUCAGAUGAAGACGACAUUCGCAUCACGAAUACCGGCAAACCCGAUUUAAUUUAUAAUGGUGUACCUGAUUGGCUGUAUCAAGAGGAAAUUUUCACAACACCUGAAGCAAUUUGGAGCUCAGACGAUGGAUCACAUCUUAUGUAUGUGUCGUUUAAUGACACUCAAGUCGGGACAAUGGUUUAUCCUUGGUUUGAUUCCGGCGCUGUUAUGGCUGUGCACAGUUUUGGUAGUACAUCGUUUCCAGAGACGCGAACGGUGCGAUAUCCAACGCCUGGUUCCAAAAAUCCAGACGUUAAACUAAUGAUCGUCAAUGUAACCAAUACCAGCGCGAUACAACAAUAUCCAGUUACACCUCCAAUCACGCUCGACGGACAGGAGGUUUACAUAACAUCGGCCGGCUGGGUGUCUAGCACUAGCAAUCAGAUAUCCGUUGUUUGGAUGAAUCGAGCGCAGAACAAUAGUGUGAUAUCAACUUGCUUUGCACCGGGUUGGAUCUGUGUUGAGACGCAUUCGGAACGAGCGCCCGAAAACGAAUGGCUGGAUAUUUUGCCGCAUCCAAUCUUCUCACCGGACGGUGAUAGUUUUUUAUUGUUGGCGAGCAUUCAAGAGACUGGUACUGAACAUUUCACUCAUAUCAAACAUGUAACAAUAACUCAACAAAGGAUUUCGGUUAUUUCGCAUGGACGAUACGAGCAAGUAGCUGUCAUAACAAAUGGCAGACAUCAGGUGCUGAAAAUAUUAGCAUGGGAUACGAAAAAUCAUUUGGUUUACUAUCUCGGAACGCAAGAUAGAAAGCCCGGCCAACAACACAUGUACGUGGUCAAAGAUCCGCUGAACAAAGACAAUGGCAAAAUGGAGCCGCAGUGCAUUACGUGUGAUAUUGAUAGUCUUUUGUGGAGUAGCCGACGCCUCUACAGAAAUUGUUCAUACUUUGAUGUUUAUCUUAGUCCACCGUCUUCCAUAGCAACCGAUUAUCGUGUCGAACACUACGUUUUGGAGUGUCAAGGGCCCACAUUACCUGUAGCCGGUGUACAUUCAAUCAAAACGAAUAUAUUGUUGCAAGAGCUAUUCAACAUGGCAAAUUCGUCGAUAAGACAACGUCUCGAUAAGCUGGCUCUGCCGAAGAAGCAUUCGUUUGAAAUAACACUGAACCAUGGGACACGGAUUCAAGUGCAAAUUCUGUAUCCGCCAAGUUGGCGAGAAGAAUUACGUGACGCCGCUUUUCCCGUCUUAGUCGAAGUAAAUGGUCGCCCGGGAUCGUCGUCAAUAACGCAAAAGUUCCAAAUCGAUUGGGGCUCAUAUAUGUCGAGUCGGAACGAUGUCAUUUACAUUCGAUUAGAUGUUCGAGGUUCAAAAGGACAGAGUAAACAGGCGCUUUAUCGACAUUUGGGCGGUGCAGAAGUCGAAGAUCAAAUUGAUGCGCUGAGCCACUUGUUGUCGAAUAUGAAUUACCUCGACGAGACACGUGUCGGCAUUUGGGGCUGGGGUUAUGGUGGAUACGUUACGGCAAUGGUGCUCGGGGCUCAACAGCCAGUCUACAAAUGUGGUGUUUCUGUUUCACCCAUCACCGAUUGGCUAUUCUACAAUUCGGCGUUUACAGAACGAAUUUUGGGACUACCGAAUGAAAAUUUUAAAGGUUACGUCGAAGCAGAUGCAACACAACGCGCUCGACAUAUACCAUCGCAUUCGUUCUUUUUGCUACAUGGACUGGCCGAUUCAUCCGCUCCAUAUCUGCAUGGGACGCAGCUGGCACGUGCACUCGCCAAAGCCGGAGUGAUAUUUCAAUACCAAACGUAUGCUGAUGAGGGUCACGAAUUGGAACACGUCUUGGAACACGUGUACAAAUCAAUGGAACACUAUUUGAAAGACUGCUUAAGCUUAGAUCCAGACGAUUCAAAAUCCGAAGGGGAUAGUUCAGCAUAGGUUGCUCGACGCUCCAUGCACUGGUCGUAAGAGAAGAUGACGUCUCAGCAGAAAGAAAAUAUAUGAAGCGGCAGAGAGAAAUAUAAAAUAAAAUACAAUAAAAGUUCAUCUUCUCUCAUCGAGCUUACACAUCCGUAACAAAAGGCAGAGAGAAUAAUAUCGAAAAAUAUUUUUUGUGUGUGUAUUAGUGUGUGAAAUCGAUUUACUUCGAAUGAGAUUCUCUCUGGAGUUUUGCUUUGAGACAAAAAAAAAGCGAGGAAAAAAAAAAUAAAGUGCGUGACAGCCAUGACAACGAUGUACUUCAAUCAGCGAAAAGCAAUACAAAAUGAAAUGAUCGUCUCUCAUUCUGUAGAUAGACGUGUUUUUUCUGGUUUUGUUUGUUGGGAAAAUCUAUUCGAAUUUACAAAACGAAAAUAUCGUGACACAUGUGAAACGUGCACAUCAAUAAAUGAUAAUUGAUCGUUCCAGAGACGUUCGACUGACACAAAUUGCAAACAAAAACAACAAAAACAAUAGCAACAACAGUAAAAUCCGUUCAAAUAGUGCGAAAAUCAAAACGAAAAUAGUGAAACGGAAUAAACAACCAAACAACAAAGUAUACAAACACAAAAUAUUUGCCACGAAACGCGGAAAAAUGAAAAGCCGUGACAAAAUCAAAUCAUCCAUACUGAUAGAAAACCCACGCAUUGAUUGAUGCAAUAUGAAUCGGAAUUGUAAAAAUGACUUCGAAUGUGUUCUGCCAACGAGUUUAACCGGUAGUGUGUUGUCAAGUGUUUUUCCAAAUAAUUAAGUGUUCUUUUUCUUGGAUGGUGGAGGAAAGCUAGAUUGAGAAACAAUCUAGAAUGAUAAUGGAUAUAACGAUAAAUUGUAGAGAAGGAAAGAAAAACACUGAAAAUGUUAACAAAAAAAGUGCUUUAAAGUCUAACAAACAAACGAAUGAAACCGCUAAACCAAGCCAGAAAUUUAUUCAACCAAACAGAGAGAAAUAUGUGUUGAGUCGUGAUUUUAAUUAAAUGUCGGUUCUCUUUGUACUUCCUUAUAAGAUCUACCUUAAGGCGUCAUAUUCAUGCACAUUCUCGUUUUGAAAUUAAAGAAGAAAAUCAAAGCAGUAUCAGAUUUAGUGUUAAAUGCAUCGGAAGUUGAAUGAGGUAAGAUGUGUUCAAAUGUCCGAUCCGAUUUCUUCAAAGUGCACAAAGCCAACGAGUUGUUCUUGUCCAAGAAAGCCAAAGAUUCAUCUUUAAAAAAACCAAAGAGCUAUUCCGAUGAAAUCCGUAAAAGUAGUCAUUACAAGAAGCCGGAAUGUAAAUGGAUAAACAAGAGCAAAAGGAUUUUCAAAACGGAAUGUUAUUGAUUACAAAAGGGCUAUCGUAAGCAGACUUUGAUUUCCCGGAAAUCGUUUCCGUUUGUUUCAAGGUGCAACGAGUGAAAUUUAAUGAAAAUGCAAUCGAACACACAAUUUCAUUAAAAAGCUUUCCAUUUGAUUCAAAAUAAUGAUUUGAUCGGGCUUGACUUUUAAGUUGAUUUGAAGUUAUUAAAACGCGUUUGGAUUUUCACUUACACUUACUCUUACACUUAACUCGUGUGCUCGAGGAAAUGUUCAGAACAGAAGAUCAGAAGAGAGAUAUACAGAGUCAAGAUUCAAACUCGAAAUAAUUGAUUUGUUUGAGUGUUUUGGCAAAUGAAAGUCGGAAAAUCGAGUGAAAUAGAUAGAAAGUGGAAGUAGAAUAAAAGCAAGAGUCAGAGAAACAGUGAGAGAGAAAGAGAGAGAGAGAGAGAGAGAGAAUGACGCUUGCGUUUUUAAUAAUAGACAAAAAUUAACUAGCGAAUUGUAAAUAGUAGUGAAUAGUGUAGUCGAGAUUAUUUAAUGUGUGAAUGAAACAGAGAGAGAGAGAGAGAGAGAGAGAGAGAGAGAGAGAGGGAAACAAAGAGAACGGGAGAGUGAAAGGUAAAGAAAGCAUUAGACGUUUAAGUGUAAAUUGAAAAAAUAUAGAACACAGACUAAAAGUGAAAAAUAGAACUUAACGAAAUGGUUGUGAUUGUAUAGACAUAACGAACAGGAAAAAAAGAAAAACUAGAAGAGAAUUGUGUGCGCACAAGCUCAGUUUGCAAUUAGUGUUUCGAGGAGUCGAUGGGUGAUCAUUAUGUCCAAUGCAUGAAGCGUCCGUCACUUCCGGAAAUCAUUCAAAAAUCCGUCAAUCAAUCCAACUGAAAUUGAUUUAGAAAGCAUCCAAUAAAUUCUGCACUUACAUUGAUUUGAUUUGUUCGUCUUUUAAGGAUGCGAUAUCCAAAGUGACAGGCCAAUAAAUCCAAUGCGAUAUGUGAAUGUAUGCGCUGGCAACAAGUUAUUAUAUAUGUUGCGUAUUCAUUCGCAACAAUAAUAUGAAUAUGAAUAUGUGCCACCACCACUAGCAGCGGUAGCAGCAGCAGCAAUAAUCAUCGAUAUGAUUCAUAUGUCAUUGUCCCAUUAUUUUUAGCUUAAUGCAUUGUCACCAAUCAUGCUCGACCGACAACUAUCAAACGCCGUGUAGCUAAAUGGCAAAUGUGUCGUUCACGCAAUUUCAUAUUGCAUUGUUAUUAGAUGCUCGAGCUCACUCUUGCUCCCCAUAGUCAUACGGUGUGAGUUAUACAAAUUGCCUGAGCUCACUACUUUCCAACUAAAUGCCAUACGAUUUUGUGUAUAGAUAGAUAGAGAUAGAGGCAGAAAGACAGAGUGGUAGGGAAAUGUGUUACAUUAGACAUGUUGCAAACGGACACCAUCGCCUCAAUGACAGAAGCGUGAACACAUCCGAUUUUCUUGAAUAUUGAAUAUUUCAGCAUAUACAUCAUCAAAUAAUUAUUUAAUGAAUAUUUCAAAACUGAGAUUCGAGCAAAAACCACCCACCCGAACGAAGCAGUUUUCAAAAAUAUGCCGUUUCUCUCCUUCAAUUCACUGGCGGAGAGUAGCGCAGGCUCACUUUCUCCAUCACACUCAGCUGCCUGCUUGCUGCUGCUGCUAUAAAUGCUCAGAUCAUGUAAUAACAUUAAUCAUGAAUAUUUAAGCAUGGUUUGAACUAUGAAGUGAACCGUUUCAUCAUGUCAUAGUCGUAAUGAGUAGGGAAUUAGGACUAGCAAUGUAUUGUUUUAAUAACAAGAGACAAAAAAAAAAUAGAGCAACUUGUUGUGUACGUCGUACCUGUAACAUGUAAAUGAGGAACAUUCAAGUGAUAGUUUUUAGAGCAUGUGCGAGAGAGAGUGUGUGUGUGUGGAAAUGAAAAAGAUAGAGAGAUUGAAGUUGUAUUUGCGAGUAAUACGAGAGCUGGCAAAUUUGAAACUCUCUCUAUAAUAAAUAAUAAUCAAGUAUAGGAAAAUCGGUCCCAAUUGGAUGCAAUCAAUUUUAAUCACUUAUUGAGCCCAUUUUAUUGAUUCGAAGCAAUAACGAUAAACAUAAGUCAAUAAACGGGAUAAAUAGGAGACACAUCCGAACAAAAAACAGAGACAUUCGCUAUGUAGAAGAGAUGAAGAAAGAUAUCAGUCAUUACAAUAAGAUUUAUACCGUCAUUUUAACAGUGUAAGACGAAUAAUUGGGCGCAUUUCAUUCAAACUGUGGUACAACCACUUUUUUGGAUGUCUUGUCAAUUACAACGCCAUUUAUUGGCGCAUAACCAUAUAACCAAUUAGAAUGGCAACUCUAUUCCGCUCGGAAUAUUGACUUUGCUACUAAACAUAUGUCUUUUGUUUCAUUUGUAAAAUAGAAAUAAUGAAUGUUCUAAAAAUGCUCUUUCACUUCGCCACAUUGAUUUGAUGACAAUGGUAACAUUAAUUUGUACAUAGAAAAAGAAACAAAUAGCAUCGUUAGGGAACUUAAGAAAAAAAAACAAUCGAAAGUUUUUGGUUAAGUUUUUAAUUUGGUCAGUACUUGAACAUAUAAAUCCUGUCUUAAAUGGCUUUAAACCCCAGAAGAAAAAAAUGAAUUAUCAUGGUAUGGGAGUUCGAUAUUAAAACAAUAACGAACUGAACGCCCAAUGGAUCGUGGAGUUGAAUUGCACUUGUUGGAAAAGUUACUCGAUAACUCAUCGACUCGGAUUGGAUCGCGAUAGAUGUAAAAUUAGUAAAGUUUUCAUGUAAAACAUUUUCACUCAGCUGGACACCCAAUUUAAUCAGACACUUACACACAUAUUUAAUUUAAGACUCAGUAACAGGUCAAUAAAAACUGCUCUGUAGCGAUAUAAUAUUAUAUAUAAUAUUGAAUGGCCCUCCCUCCAACACAUACACACACACCGACACAGACAGACACCGACUCUAAUUUAUCAAAUAAUAACUCUCUACACAUUGACUGUUUCAAACGCUGUGCGACGCUGCUUAUAAACUGCUCUCUUUACUAUAUUGAACAUUUGCGGUUACAUUAAAUAUUCAUGUAUGUAUGCGUGGUAACGUGUAAACCAAGAAUCGUAAUGAUUCUAUAUAUAGUGGUAUACAAGGAUAAGACGGUAGAGAUAAAAUACAAGUAAAAAACACCAAUAUUUAAUUACAAUACAUUUGACCAUGUAAUUUUCAAUUAAGAUAUGAUGAUGUCAUACACACACACACCAUUUGCUGUUCAUGCAAUGCAAGUCUCAAUGGAAUUUUGGUGGCCGAAGGCUGCACCGAACUACAUUAUUAACUUUGGGUGUGAAGCAGCAGUUGAAAGAAGAAGAGACGUGUCUUUUGUGGAAGAAUUACAUCAAUAACAAUUCUUUUUUCGUUUUCGGUUUUGUUAAGUGGAAGCAAUAAAAUCACUUUUCUUCCUGCACUUACGUUCACUUCAACAUAAAUAAUACUGAAUUUAAACUUCGAUCGGCUUUUGAUCUAUUUUAUUCACCUCGAUAAGCGGUAAACCAAAAAAUUUUUUUUUUGAUUUAGUGAACAGAAAAUAUACGUUUUUUUUUUGUUCAAAUAUUCAUUUGUUGGACAAUUUUCAAUGAAAAUUAAGGCAAGAACAAAAUAUAUUUUUAAAAAAACAACAAAUGAUGUCGUAGUUGAAAUUUAAGAAUUUGGGAGAGCUAGUUUUAGAUAUGACUAUGUAACAUAAAAUUGAGGAAUCAUUCGUUGUGUUUAAUAAAUCUCAGUGUGAGGAACGUAAACCCCACACAAAAAUGUAGAAACAAAAAUUGGAAACCUUAUCUAAUAUUAUAUAUGAUAACAAAUUUUAAAUUCGAAACCAAUUUAAGCAACAUAGAUUAUGUGUAAAAAUAGGGGAAAUUCUUUUAAAAUUAAAUAAUUCAAAACAAAUUAUUGAGAGAGAGAAAAUGGAGAAAACAAAAAAACAACAUAGAACUUUAUUAUUUGUUAAAUUAGCGUAAAUUUUAAUCGAUAUAACAAUUCAUUGACUAAAAUUAGAGAAUUUUAUUUGAUAUAAUAAAAACAUGACUAUUUAUCAAGCCUGGAUAAAUUUACGAUAAUAUUACAAAUUCGAUGACACUAUUCAAGAUAAAGAACAUAAAUCAAACUAAAAAUGAUUCUAUAUAUAUACACACUCACACCCACUCACAAUCUAAUUAAAUUAUGUAAAUUAAACAUGUUCGUGCUGUUAGAGAAAAAUUUUGAAAUACAUAUAUUUCAACCCAGAAAUAAAUGAAAAAAAAACUAUGUCAUGAAUUUAGAGACUAAACAACAAAAUGAUAACUAAAAAACACUAUAAUAAAUGUUUCAAAAUUUACAAAACUUUUAGUGAAGCCACAGUGUGAACGCCCGUUCAAUUCAUGUAGACACAUUAUGCUAAUCCUCAUCCUGCUCAUCAUUCCUUCUUUUCCACCUCAAAAGCACUUUUCGUCCCUUUUAUCUUCAUCAUCCUCUGUGUCCCCUUUCUCCACUCCCUUCCUCUGGAAAACUCCAUCUCUGCAACAUAAAUACACAACACAAUGGAUAAACAUAGAGCAUAAACUAAAAAUGGAACAAAAAUGGUGUUCAAGCACAAGUAAAAACAACAAAGUGUUGUAUUUGAAAUUUCAAUGAAACGCCCAGAACAAGACAAAUACUGCCAACAAAUCAAACGAAACGUUCCAAAACUAUGUGUAUUCAAACCCAAAAAAAUUCGAUCAAUUUCACAGCGCGUUUUUGGUUUUGAUAUGGAAUUCAAUUUGCAAUUUUCAGCCUGGAAUUCGAAAUACAUUCUCCGAUUAUAACUUCACUGGCAAACGUAAAUUACCUCCACUCCUUAUACCCAGCCACCUCCUGUGCUCCGCUCCAAAGCGAACGAACACUGUGAAUCUGAAUUGUUUGCAAUAUUUGCAUUGUUUAUCCACAUUUGCAUCGCAACUACACUCACACACACAAUCAAUCUUGAAAUGAUAUCGAAAAUUCCGACAGCGAAUUGCAACAACCAGAAUAAUAAAAAAAACAAAGAAUGCAUAGAAUUUAUAAAUAAAUAUUAUCCAGAAAUUCAUUAAAAUAAAUAUGAAACAAUAAAAA
This is a messenger RNA of Sitodiplosis mosellana (orange wheat blossom midge), 10330 nucleotides long. RefSeq names its product inactive dipeptidyl peptidase 10. Gene Ontology annotation, molecular function: dipeptidyl-peptidase activity; serine-type peptidase activity. The record is from RefSeq and is a predicted model, not a curated record. Lineage: Eukaryota; Metazoa; Arthropoda; Insecta; Diptera; Cecidomyiidae. The transcript is spliced from 19 exons. Bases 1310 to 3904 code for a protein of 864 amino acids. Gene Ontology annotation, biological process: proteolysis.